Messenger RNA from Meloidogyne enterolobii, 878 nucleotides. The record is from the annotation of a GenBank genome assembly. NCBI's taxonomy places the organism in Eukaryota, Metazoa, Nematoda, Chromadorea, Rhabditida, Meloidogynidae.
UUUUACUCAAAAUGUUUGCCUUCACUGUAACAGGAUUUUGGCAAAGUCGACGUAACCGUCUUGACCUUUUAAUUACAGGGAUGGGUUUAUUUUGGAUAAGUACUCACUUCUUUGUUGCACUUCCAGCUAGUGCUGUAGGCGGUGAAAGUAGACUAAAACGUUUUACUUAUACUUUUGGAUAUAUUGUUGUCAUUUUACGUUUCUUUACUAUUGCUGGUAGAAACAACACAUUAAAGAUGUUAAUGUUGACCGUUGUAAUGUCAAUGUUUCGUUCAUUCUUUAUCAUUAUGGCAAUGGUAUUGCUUGUCCUCUUUUAUGCUUAUACGGGUGUUAUUCUUUUUGGGAUGGUCAAAUAUGGACAGGCUGUCUCUAAACAUGUAAAUUUUCGUUCUGGAUCAGAAGCCCUUGUUGUAUUAUUUCGAAGUGUUACUGGAGAAGAUUGGAAUGAUAUUAUGCAUGAUACUUCAAGAAGUGCCCCUUUUUGUUAUUGGCUUCCCGGUGCUAAUUAUUGGGAAACUGAUUGUGGAAAUUAUUUUGGUGCUAUAAUUUAUUUCUGUUCUUUCUAUUUAAUUAUUACCUAUAUUGUUCGAAAUUUAUUGGUUGCUAUAAUUAUGGAAAACUUUUCUUUAUUUUAUUCAUCCGAGGAGGAUGCUCUUCUUUCUUAUGCAGAUAUUAGAAAUUUUCAAAUGGUUUGGAAUGCCGUUGAUGUUGAACAGAAAGGGCAAAUACCUGUUAGAAGGGUUAAAUUUUUGUUGAGAUUAUUGAAAGGACGAUUGGAAGUAGAUCCAAAUAAAGAUCGUUUACUCUUUAAACAUAUGUGUUAUGAAAUGGAGAAAUUACAUAAUGGGGAUGAUGUUUCCUUUCAAGAUGUUCUUUAG